GUUUGUUUGCAAUAUCACCAUACCCGGUAGAUCUUUUGAAAACACCGACGUGACCAAAGGAAGGAAAGAUAUUACCGACACGAUGUCUCGUAAAACAGUGACCCAGAUGUCUGAUGACGUAGGUGCGUUCACUGAUACCCUCUGGAAUGGAACUGUGGCUGUGCGAAACUCAAUCUUGAAUGAUGCCUUUAUCCAGCAUAUAAUUAGCGGGGAUUUUGAUCCAUCCAAAUUCGGAAAAUUUGGUGUACAGAAUACACUUUUUACAUUCAAUACUCAUGGGUUUAUCGAAUUGGCCAAGUCUAAAACUGGGAGUGAUAUACCAAUCCAAACCAUUUUGGAACAGGUGUCUGCGGAGUAUCAGAACUCUUACGCGGCCAUGAAGAUAACAUGGAGUGUUCAAGACACCACUGGAUAUAAUUUAGACCCGGCGACACAGGCCUACGUCAGUCAUGAAAGGACAGUUGCUACUGAUAACACUCCGGUUUACACCCUGGUGGCCGUACUUGCACGUAUGAGGCUUUGGUCUUGGCUAGGAGGGCAUAUGCAAAAAGCAAAUAUGGGCGUAUACAGAAGAUGGGCGACAUUGACCUUUGACCCACAGAACACUGCAUAUGAAGCUGUACAAACUGCUCUAAACGCUGCCUUUGCUAGGAAUAUCAUCGAUCUGCCGACAGCACAGAAUAUAUUUGAUACAAGUAUGCAAUGUGAGAGGGACUUUUUCACAGCAUUUGUCUAGACGGAUACUGACAAUGUAUAUAUCCAGUUUCUUGUUUGCUGUCUCCAACCCAAAACGUGUAAGCUGUUCUUUUAGUUCUUGCUUUUAACGCGUGGAUAAAUAAAUAUUAUUCUUGACUGCCAUAUUGUCAAUAACAUUGGUUAUAUUAUAAGUUACUUCUGCAAUAAAAACGAAUAUUUAAA
Messenger RNA from Mizuhopecten yessoensis (Yesso scallop), 918 nucleotides. RefSeq lists its product as uncharacterized. The record is from RefSeq and is a predicted model, not a curated record. The coding region runs from base 83 to 736 and encodes 217 amino acids. Gene Ontology annotation, cellular component: cytosol. The transcript has 6 exons. NCBI's taxonomy places the organism in Eukaryota, Metazoa, Mollusca, Bivalvia, Pectinida, Pectinidae.